AAUGCCGGAGGAAGCGGGUGGGAGGCGAGGUCUUGGCUCCCACCCGGCGUUAUCAGAGCCCUUUCCAAACGCGUGAGGUUGGGUAAUUGCCGAUUUGCAUAAAUUUUAAAUAAUUAGCAUAGGUGGCAUCCCCGCACCCGGACGAGAACAGCCCCUGAACUGUAUUAAUUCCAGCCCAGGAAUGAAGAAGGGAAAAAGGGCGGAACUGCUGCAAAAGUCUGGCUUCAAAGGCGGAACUGCGGGCGUGCUUUACGGCUGAGAGGGCUCUUGCACGUGUUCCGUAGCCUGUUCGGAGGAGGAGGAGGAGGAGGAGGAGGAAAGGCGGCGGUUCCCGUGUUUGGCUGGACGUGGGGCGGGAGAGAGAGACUUUCGGUGGCUUCGCCCCCAUGGCGGCUGUCGGAGAGGACGAUCCCUCCGAGCGGGAGCUGAUCCCGAGUGAGGAGGACGAGGUGGAAGAGGUGGACCAGGAAGUGGCAGCCAAGAAGCACCAGCAACUGGUAGAUGCCCUCACCGCCUUGGUUGGUGGGAAGCGACGGCGAAAGGCUGAACGUACUGAGGCCAGCGCGCAGAUUUCAGAAUUCGAUGUGGGCGGCGGAGGUGCCAGUGAGAAAGUCCAGCUCUCGGACCUGCUGCAACCGGUGUCUGCUGUGUCGGCUCUGCGCCCCAUUCAGAAACAGCUGAAAAAAGCCCAGCAGAAAAAACCAACUGAAAUUCCACUUAGCAAGGAGGAGACUGAGCAAGUGGUGAGGGAAGCAGCUUUCGCUCAGACAGCCGAAGCGCUGAACAAAUGGGAACCCGUCGUGAAGCAGAAUCGACGGGCUGAGCAACUGGUCUUCCCGCUGCAGCAGGAGAGUGUGAACAUUAUGCCCAUCGAGGAAGUGAUAUCAAGUUGGCAGGCACGGACCCCCUUGGAGCAAGAAAUCUUCAGUCUUCUCCACAAAGCUCAGCAGCCAGUGAAGGAUCCACUUUUGACCCCACAGGAAAAAGUCUCCUUGAAGGCCAUGAGCCUGGAAGAGGCUAAGCUGCGCAGAAUGGAGCUCCAGAGAGCCCGGGCCAUACAGUCUUAUUAUGAAGCAAAAGCCCGACGGGAACGGAAAAUUAAGAGUAAAAAGUUUCACAAAAUGCUUAGGAAGGGGAAGAGUCGGAAGGUGCUGCAGGAGUUUGAGACGCUGCGGAAAUGCAAUCCCGAGGCUGCCCUGGAGCAGCUGGAGAAGAUUGAAAAAGCACGGAUUGAGGAGAGGAUGAGCCUCAAACACCAGAAUAAGGGCAGGUGGGCCAAGUCAACUGUCCUUAUGGCCAAGUAUGACCUCCAGGCUAGGCAAGCAAUGCAAGAGCAGCUGGCUCAGAACAAAGAACUAACCAAGAAGGUCUGUCCUGCCUCAGAAAGCGAAGAGGAAGACAUAGGUGACAGCCCUGAAGCACAGAAGGAUCUUGUUCCAGAGGUUGUCAAUGAGAGGCAUAUGGAUUUCAGCAACCCCUGGAUGUUAGGAAAAGGUCCUGCAGAAUCCAAGGAAAAGCCAAAUCUUCCAGUAGAAGACAGCGGAGAGAGUGAGGGAGAAGGAGAAGAACCAGUCAUGGCCAGCGAGAAGGAUCUGUCUCAAGGUUCUGAUGGACCAUGGCAGAGCCUAAAAUGUCAGCGAGGCAGUGCUGGCCUUCCAGAACCUGGCAAAGAGGAGGUCCCACCGGAUGCUCCGCCGAGCCCCCCCUCAGGGGAGCAGCCCUUCCUGAGUGAGAAGCUGAAACGGGUCCGCACCCUGGAGGAGCUGGAGGGCCUGGAGCCGGAAGACGCUCCACAAGAAGACGAGAUGCUGCAACCCAAAGAGACCCAGUCCUCCCAGUCAGUGGGAGCCGAGUCCCUGCUACAUCCCCAGAUCAGCAAGUCCAAGAAAUCAGCCAAGCAACAGAGACUGAUUGAUCUCAAGGCGGUCCUCGCGGGAACACCACGUGUCACACAGUGCCCGCUCGUGCCCGCUGCUGUGCAGGAUGAGCUGGAGUCCGCCGUGAGCCAGCGGCAGAUGAUCCAAGAGGCUUUUGCCAGCGACAACGUCCUCGAUGACUUCCUGAAAGAGAAGCGAGCAGCUGAAGAAGGCAGCAAACCCAAAGCCAUUGACCUGGUGCUUCCCGGAUGGGGCGAAUGGGGAGGCGUGGGGCUGCAGCCAAGCAAAAAAAAGAGGAAAAGGUUCCUUAUCAAGCCAGCACCUGGACCUCCGAGGAAAGACCGGCACCUGCCCCACGUCCUGCUGAACGAACAACGGAAUAUUUUAACCGCAGCUCAUCAGGUAAACCAGCUCCCAUUCCCCUUUGAGAACAGCCAACAAUUUGAACGCAGCAUCCAAGUGCCGGUGGGCUCCACUUGGAACACGCAACGGGCUUUUCAACAGCUGACAGCCCCACGGGUCAUCACUCAGCCCGGCCAGAUCAUUCAUCCCAUCACGGCAGAAGAUACCAACCUGAUCCACCAGAAGGACAGGUCAACAGCCACGGCUGGACAGAAACCAGAUUUGGAGUUAGCCCUCCCUCUCCGCCAGCCUCGUCCCCGCCAUAUCCCAAAGAAGAAAGGCCGGACUGUGUUUUUGUACCAAGGGUGAAUCUGCGAUUGCGUUUUCUUUCCUCCUAAUUUUCUCAACAAGAUGCAAAAAAAAGAACAACGAACACCCUUCAAAAUUUGCAGGCGUAACUUUAAAAAUUGGGGUGUGGGUUUUUUUUUUUUUUUUGGCCAGAGUUUGUGUUCCUAGACAUC
Messenger RNA from Crotalus tigris (Tiger rattlesnake), 2740 nucleotides. It is a transcript of the gene UTP14A, whose product is annotated as UTP14A small subunit processome component. The transcript has 15 exons. NCBI's taxonomy places the organism in Eukaryota, Metazoa, Chordata, Lepidosauria, Squamata, Viperidae. Gene Ontology annotation, biological process: rRNA processing. Bases 387 to 2588 code for a protein of 733 amino acids. The record is from RefSeq and is a predicted model, not a curated record. Gene Ontology annotation, cellular component: small-subunit processome; nucleolus.